Molecule: messenger RNA, 1941 nt
Organism: Nelumbo nucifera (sacred lotus)
Lineage: Eukaryota; Viridiplantae; Streptophyta; Magnoliopsida; Proteales; Nelumbonaceae
Source: RefSeq, a predicted model, not a curated record
CCCACGAACAGGUCUACCAGUCGUUCCCUUACUUGUUCAUCCCCAAUUUGAAGUAAAAAUGUAAAGGUGCGCAUCCUUUGAAGCUCACCUAAAGGCUGUUGCAGUGGUUGUUUUUAUUCCAACAUGUGUAUCUAAAACCAAUAUUUAGCAUUCCCUUUGCCAGCCCAUUUGUUGUUUGUCAUCAGAUGCCGUCUAUAAUUAAUUGAUGAAAUUUGAGUGAUUUAGGUGUUAGAUAUUUGAACGACAUAACCGAUAAGUAUGUAGGAAUGGAGAAAGAGAUACGGGGGUUGAGAAGGCGACAUGCUGUGAAGGUGAUGGAGUCGUUUCUGAAGGAUGGUAAGAAGGGGAGGGGAAGCUGGAGAUAGAUCUAAAAGCAAAAUAGGGAGCCAUUCUGAUUUUCAUCCGGAGGAAGAGAGUCCAUCAAAUCCAUCAAAGUGGAUGUUUUUCGGGAAGAGCUUGUUCGAUGAGGAAGACGCCCAUGUUUAGGCUCGUCCAACUUGGUUUGUCAUAGAUCAAAUCUGUCCACCCGUGGACCACCAUGUUGUGCUCCUUGUACCUCCUCUCCAAUGGUAGCUUGAACUCCAUGUAAAGGGGAAGGGGUCUUCGAACAUAGUAUCUGCCAUAUUGAAGGCUUUAGGGGAAUAGCUGAUGGAGGGAUGGUUCUUAUUUGAAAGUCUUAUUCUCUGAAUUGGAACUCUCACUUAUCGAUUCACACCACCUAAGACAGGACUUGGGAUACUAUCAAUUCCAUAUGCACUAUCAGAGGGAGGGUGGUUGAGCUUGAUACUUCUUUUUGCUAUUGCAAGUGCAACAUUCUACACAGGGUUGCUGCUUAAAAGAUGCAUGGGUGUAGAUUCACAUAUCAAAACUUAUUCUGACAUUGGCGAGCGUGCAUUUGGUCACCAGGGAAGAAUGGUGAUCUCAAUUUUCAUGUAUCUGGAGUUGUAUUUGGUUGCAACAGGAUUCUUGAUUCUAGAAGGAGACAACUUACACAAUAUGUUUCCAGAAAUAUUAUUACAAGUUGCGGGAUUAAGAAUAAUUGGUGGAAGACAAAGUUUUGUUAUAAUCGUUGCCCUCAUAAUUUUGCCUUCAGUGUGGUUAGAAGACUUGAGCAUUCUUUCAUACAUCUCUGCCGGUGGGGUCUUGGCAUCAGCUAUUGUCAUUGGCUCUGUUGCCUGGGUCGGUGCAAUUGAUGGAGUAGGAUUUCAUGAAAAGGGAAGGCUUCUAAAUUUGAGUGGAAUCCCCACUGCUGUUAGUUUAUAUGCUUUCUGUUAUUGUGCACAUCCAAUGUUUCCUACCUUAUAUACUUCUAUGAGACACAAGCAUCAAUUCUCUAAGGUGAUGGUGCUCUGCUUUAUUCUCUCUACGAUUGGUUAUGCAUCAAUCGCUGUUUUGGGGUAUCUCAUGUAUGGAUCAAAUGUAGCAUCUCAAGUCACACUGAACCUACCAAACGAAAAGCUUAGCUCAAAGAUAGCAAUAUAUACCACUCUCCUCAAUCCCAUUACAAAAUAUGCAUUAGUGAUUACUCCUAUAAGGGAAGCUGUGGAGAAUUCUCUGCCAUAUGCUUACAAGAGCAGAUGCAUUAACCUCCUGGUAAGGACUAUGUUGUUGAUGAGCACCGCAAUUGUGGCCUUAAUGGUUCCAUUUUUCGGGUAUUUGAUGGCCCUGGUUGGAGCAUUUCUAAGUGUCACAGCUUCAAUUAUACUGCCAUGCUUGUGUUACCUAAAGAUAUCUGGCAAUUAUCGGAGAUGGGGGUAUGAGUUUGUCUUUAUAAUGGGGAUUAUAUUAAUUGGUCUGUUAGUUGUAGUCGUAGGUACUUACACAUCUCUAAAACAAAUAAUAGGCCAUUUAUAAAUUUAUUAGUAGAGAUGUUUUGACAAUACUUGUUAUGCACUCCUCCAUAUUCAAUUUGUCCAACAAGUAUGAAGAUAUUGCCAAGAA